This is a messenger RNA of Lolium perenne, 867 nucleotides long. The record is from RefSeq and is a predicted model, not a curated record. NCBI's taxonomy places the organism in Eukaryota, Viridiplantae, Streptophyta, Magnoliopsida, Poales, Poaceae.
AUGGCAGACGAUGGAGACGGCCGAAAGUCGGAGAAGAUGUGUGCAGGCUCCACCGCGGCUGGAAAUGACGACCCUGGUCCGGCGCCGGAGACCGAAGAAAAAAAGCGCACAGCCAGAUAUGGGUCGCCGCAGCCGCCGCUGGUGCGAAAAUUGAGGAAAGGGAAAUUUUGGGAGGGGGUUAAUGGAGAGGAAUUGGGGCGUGGAAUUGGAAUUUGGGCCAAAUGGGCCAAUUCCGCCGUUUGGUUUGCGUUCGGAAUCUCCGCGUGGAAACCCAACCAAAUUCCGAGCUCCGAAUCUUCCUAUGCAAAUAGCCAGCCAAACUUUCCGAGCGAGCGAGCUCGGAAACGAGCGAAACGUUUCGCUCGUCACCCUCCCCUCGUCUCUCCCGUCGGGUCCUCUGCCUCAUGCCGUUCGUCUGUCGCCUGCCGCCGUUCCCCCGCCGGUCGCCGCCGUUCCCCGUCGCCCGCCGCCGUUCCCCCACCGCGUGGCCCCGCCGCCCGCUACCGCGUGGCCUCCAAGCUCGGCAUCCCCCGCCGCCGCGUGACCCGAGCUCCGCAUCCCCCGCCGCCGCCGCGUGGCCUCCAAGCUCCAAGUCCCAUCCCCUCCGCCAAGUUCCUCCGCCCCGUAUCCCUCCCCACGCUCGCCGACAACUCGCCGCUGCAUGCCCUCGCGCCCGCCGCCACUCCGGCUCGGGCUCCCGCCGCCUCAUGCCCCUCGCGCCCGCCGCCACUCCGGCUCGGGCCGGCAGCCCCUGUCGCCCGAGAUCCAGCCGCCCGCGUCCCCGCCGCCGGCCGGCUCCUUCGACUGCAGGCCGGCCGUGCCCCGCUCCGGCUCGUGCACCCAGCGCCGGCAGAUUCCCUAGUUUAA